This is a messenger RNA of Dermochelys coriacea (leatherback sea turtle), 2227 nucleotides long. RefSeq names its product zinc finger protein 239-like. The record is from RefSeq and is a predicted model, not a curated record. The transcript has 4 exons. Gene Ontology annotation, biological process: regulation of transcription by RNA polymerase II; central nervous system development. Lineage: Eukaryota; Metazoa; Chordata; Testudines; Dermochelyidae. Gene Ontology annotation, molecular function: DNA-binding transcription factor activity, RNA polymerase II-specific; RNA polymerase II cis-regulatory region sequence-specific DNA binding. Gene Ontology annotation, cellular component: nucleus. Bases 598 to 1800 code for a protein of 400 amino acids.
CGCGGAUGGGCGCAAAGCGCUGGGAGCGCUCCGGGUGACAAAGCUCCGGCGAAGGGCGCAGGGGAUCAGUCUCGGCUGCCUCUGCCCCAGGGCAGGGCUCUGGGCUGAGCCUGACCCACCGCGCAGGGACUGAGGGGUGAAUGUGGGUGAAGCCCUUUGAAAGUUCCGAAUGGGAAGAGCUAAGGAAAGGCGGGGGAGGGCUGGUUUAGUGGCUUCCAGUAGAAACCAGGCACCCCCAAAAAUUCGGAGGCAAAAUGUCCCCCAAAGGUGGGAAUCCCCUGCGCGGCUUUCAGGUGCACAUAGAUGCCAUUUGCGCAUUCAGCUGGGGGAUGGGGGUGCAUGGAAAUAAUAGUGGGAGCAAAUGCAAAGGGUGAUCCAGGACAACAGGGCAAUGGAAAUGACUGAGGGUUUCCCAGCAGGGCAGAAUCCAGAGUGUCUGUGCAUGGCCUGGGGGGGAUCAGGGUGCGAAAUGAACUAAAGCCCCUUCUGAAACUUCUCCCCAGCCCUUUGCACCCUGACAGGCUGCAGAGUAACAACCGCCUUUUGCUCCAGAUUCACUCCAGAUUGUCACAUCGCCUCAGGGGCCGGGCAAGGGAAAUGGCUGCAGUGGACCCAGCUCAGAUGCCUGUGACCUUCGAGGAGGUGGCUGUGUAUUUCUCUGAGGGGGAAUGGGCGCUGUUGGACCUGUGUCAGAGAGCUCUGUACAGGGACGUCAUGCAGGAGAAUUACAGGAAUGUGACCUCGCUGGGUUUUCCAAUUCGCAAGCCCAGCGUGAUCUCCCAGCUGGACCGAGGGGAAGAGCCGUGGGUCUCUGAUCUCCAGGGGUCCCAGGCUAGAGAGAUCCAGAGAAACAUCCCCAGAGGUGAUGAAAUGGUGAGUGAGAGCAAUGAAGAGAAUCCUUGUCCAGCAGGUCCUGAGCGAAUGGAACCAAAGGGGACGUUGCUGGGAAGGUGUGAAGGGGAUGAUUUCCAGAUUCCUGGGCAAGGACAAGCCCAAGAAACACAGUGCAGACCAGAGAAGCAGCAGGGAAGCCCCCCAGGAAAGACACAGGGUGAAUCCACUUGCCGAGGGGGAGUUUUGGAAGAACCUAAUGAGGCCAUGAUCCAGCCGAAAACCUGCACUAAGGAGAAGCGAUUCGAAUGUGCUGAGUGCAGGAAACACUUUAGUUCUAAAGAACACCUUGUUCGACAUCUGAGAGUCCACACGGGAGAGACUCCCUAUCACUGCCCUGAGUGUGGGAAACAAUUCAAUGACCAAUCUAUCCUUAUUAGACAUCAGAGAACCCAUACAGGAGAGAGGCCCUAUAAGUGCCCCAACUGCAAAAAAUGCUUCAGUCAGAGGUCAGGCCUUAUUACACAUCAGACAGUCCACACAGGAGAGAAAUGCCAUAAAUGUCCUGACUGUGGACAAACUUUCACUCAGAGAGGGCAUGUUACUAGACAUCGGAGGACUCACACGGGUGAGAGACCCUAUGGAUGCCCAGAGUGUGGAAAAAAGUUCGCUUCCACCUCUGACCUUAUUAUACAUCAGAGAAUCCACACAGGAGAGAAACCCUACAACUGCCCCGACUGCGGGAAAAGCUUCAGUCACAGCCAUCACCUUACUGACCAUCGGGGAAUCCACACAGGAGAGAGACCCUAUACCUGCCCCAACUGUGGGGAAAGCUUCAAAAGUAAAUCUGGCUUCAGAAUCCAUUGGAGAAGGCACACGGGAGAGUGCCCCUAUCAAUGUUCCAUCUGUGGGGAAAGGUACAAAACCAGGAACUCUCUAACAUGCCACAUGAAACACCACACAGAAUAGUGUCAGCCACUUCCCCUCCUCUCUCUGCAUCUGUAGAGAUAGGAAGAACCAUGAGGAUAAUAAACUCCCAAUCCCCAGGGAGUCAAAUGGCACCACUAUUUACAUGGGUGCUGUGUGUCUCAGGAGGACGGAGGCACAAGGAGAGUGACAUUAUUAUUAUUACUGUAUUGCAUUAUUCUCUGACACUCUCCCAUCCCAUCCCAGCUCCCUCUGUCAUGAGGAGGCUUUUACUGAGCCGAAGGGUUUACCUGGAUUUCUUGAUCCCUAUUUCAGGCAGGGGCACACUGGGAUUAUUCUGUAAAUUGCUGCCCCGGGAGGCAUUUUCUCCCUGUUUCUGCAUGGUGGGGAAGAGCAGAGGUCUGAUAUUUCUGGAAAGUCGGAUGUCAGUGGAUUGUUUAUUGUUCAUUGAAUUAUUUUCUCAUUAUUG